Cimex lectularius (bed bug) is the source of this 754-nucleotide messenger RNA. RefSeq names its product neprilysin-1-like. Gene Ontology annotation, molecular function: metalloendopeptidase activity. Gene Ontology annotation, biological process: protein processing. The annotation marks the transcript as partial. NCBI's taxonomy places the organism in Eukaryota, Metazoa, Arthropoda, Insecta, Hemiptera, Cimicidae. Gene Ontology annotation, cellular component: plasma membrane. The transcript is spliced from 4 exons. The record is from RefSeq and is a predicted model, not a curated record.
CGGCGCUGGAACAAUAUAGGCCUCAGUGGUGACUGCCAGACAACAGACAAAAGAGGAUUGUCUUUCUGGGUUGGAUCAGAGAAAAAAUAAGUGAAAUUACAAGUUGAAUCAUUCAACUGAAUCUUUGUGGUACCAUUUUUUCUAUUGAAGAAGCCAAUAAAAAGUUAUUCAAAACUUCUUAAAUACUAAAACUCUUUUCACAAUUUCAAACCAUAUUGUUUAUUUAAAAUUAAUAACCAACAACAUUUUUUUUUUAAGGUGGAUUUUCAAACAGGAACUUACUUCGAGAACUGUAUGAACAUAAUUCAAUAUUUGAUUAGGCAUAUGAAAAAACAGCUUCGUGAGCCUGAUGAUUAUUAUGGAGCAAAUCCUUUAAUAAUGAAUGGAUUUUAUAAUUAUGAUUUAAAUAAAAUUAUCAUUCUCAUUGGGCUACUUCAGCCCCCAGUCUAUCACAAACAUUUACCAAAAUGCAUAAAUUUUGGUGGACUUGGAAACCUGAUUGGACAUGAGGCAACACAUGGAUUUACUCUAGAAGGACUUGAGUUUGACAAAAUCAUUGAAAAGAAAUGGGAGUGGGAUAUUGCCACAAUUGAAGCAUUUAAUGAAAAGGCUCAAUGUUUUAUAGAACAAUACAAAAAUUUUACUACAGAAUUGGGUAUUAACAUUGAGAAAGUAGUUUCUUUGACUGAGAAUAUUGCAGAUAGUGGAGGGAUUAAAAAAACCUUUUUGGCAUAUAAAAAUUGGUCAAAAUCNU